AUGUGUGUUCACUUCUCAAUAAAAAAUUUAAAACCAAAUUUUAAUCAUUAAUCUAAAUUACAAAAAAAAAAAUUUUUUCAUAAAAGAAAAAAUAUAAAUAUAAAUUUUCAUAAAAGAAAUAAUUAAAAUAAACAAUAAAUAAAUAAAUUUGCAAAUAAAAUGAAAAAUCAUACUUCAUUUUUUAUCUUCAUUUUAGCAAUUUUUGAUUUGUUUUAUAUUGCACUCGCAGGAUAUAGUAGCGGCCAAGAGUAAGAGUAUCAGCAAGUCUAUUGCUAGCUUUAUAAGCAAUUCAAAGAAUUUGAAUUUUAUAAUUAGAUUUACCUUUUGAGUAAAUAAUAUAAUCAUGCUUAAUUAUUGGGUUAGGAUGCUCAAAUAGAUAUCAAAGCUUAACAGAAAUGCUUAGAAGCAUUAGAUAAAUCCAUUAUUGAUAUUAGCUACGCCAAAUAAAUAAUUUUUGAAUAAGAUGGGCUAAUUAUUUUAUUCUUAAAAAAUGAUGAAGGAUCACAUUUAGAAAAAUAAGUCUUAUGUAAAUAGUUUAGUUUUUUAAUUAUGCUUUGA
Molecule: messenger RNA, 558 nt
Organism: Tetrahymena thermophila SB210
Lineage: Eukaryota; Ciliophora; Oligohymenophorea; Hymenostomatida; Tetrahymenidae
Product: transmembrane protein, putative
Exons: 2
Source: RefSeq, a predicted model, not a curated record